This is a messenger RNA of Staurois parvus, 351 nucleotides long. Lineage: Eukaryota; Metazoa; Chordata; Amphibia; Anura; Ranidae. The record is from the annotation of a GenBank genome assembly.
CAUUAGCACCCGGUGAUCGAGGCACAUUACCAACGGAGGGAGAGAACUGUAUGUAAACAAUACAGAUCUCUCCCCUGUCAGCUCCUGCACACUGCUUUGUAUGGCUCUGCAUAGUACAGCAAUACAAAGCAGUGUGCUUACAGUGUAAGGCACACACAGCACACACAGUAAAACGGCACACAGUUAACCCUUUGAUCGCCCUAGAUGUUAUCCUCUUCCCGCCCAUUGCGAUCAGUACAGUGUCAGUGCUUUUUAUUCACACUGAUCACUGUAUUGGUGUCCCUGGGGAUGUCAGUGACACCAAGUCAGUUCCCCCCCAGUGUCAGAAUACCUGUCGCAGUCCCACUAUAA